Messenger RNA from Prunus armeniaca (apricot), 759 nucleotides. NCBI's taxonomy places the organism in Eukaryota, Viridiplantae, Streptophyta, Magnoliopsida, Rosales, Rosaceae. The record is from the annotation of a GenBank genome assembly.
AUGGCUGAACAAGUGAAAGGAAGCAUUCCAAAAUCUGAGAAUGCAAAACAAUACUAUGAGGCAAUUGUACAGAGGUUUAAGGAAUCCGAGAAAGCUGCUAAGAGCACCCUUCUGCAAUUGAUUGAUAUGAAAUAUGAUGGACAAGAAAGGGGAGCCAAGAUGGUCAACAUGAUUCAGACGAAACAAAAUAAGGAAAAUAAGUAUAAGACUGCAACUGGGAAAGAGAAAGAGAGCAUUGUAGAAAAGGCUUUGAAACCUGCAACUAGAAUGAAUUGUUUCUUUUGCAAGAAAGCAAGGCAUAUGAGGAGAGACUGCAGGAAAUAUAAAAGGUGGUUGGAAAAGAAUAAGGGAGAAGACAAUGGUGCUUCUAUUUAUGUGGCUAAUUCUUUGCAGGAGUUUACAAACAAGAAGCUGGCAAGCAAGGAUGAAGUGAAGGUGUUCAUGGGAAAUGGAGAAGAAGUCCAAGUGGUUAGAUCAAACAGAGGAGGAGAAUACUAUGGAAGGUUUGAUGAGACUGGAAAGGUGGUUAGAUCAAACAGAGGAGGAGAAUACUAUGGAAGGUUUGAUGAGACUGGAAGAAAUCCUGGACCCUUUGCUAAAUUUCGUCAAGAAAAAGGAAUUCAUAGCUUAGUAUACCAACCCAGACAUAACUCAACAAAAUGGCAUUUCAGAAAGGAGAAACAUGACCUUGAAAGACAUGAUAAGAAGUAUGAUGAGCUGUACAAACCUACCAAUUUUUCUUUAGGGAGAAGCUUUUAA